AUGGAGCGGUUGAAAGCCGGCUAUGAAAAGCUGAAAGGUGAAAUCAAUCAUGUGGUGGCCGCUCCUGUGAUGCAGAAACUGAUGCCUGUCCAUGGACGGCAGUAUGGUAUCGGGAGUCGCGUCGUGGCCGAGAAUCGCCAGAUCAGCGAGGGAGGAUUCGCCUUUGUCUACCUGGUACACGAUGUCAAAACCAACGAGGAGCUGGUUCUGAAGAAGAUGCGAUGCCAGGACAAAGCCUCAAUCGCAAUGGCGAAGCGGGAGAUUCAACUGUUGGAACAGCUGCCUCCUCAUCCCAACCUGGUUCAGUACUUCGGCAGUAUCUUCUUGUCAGAAGGUAAGUGCAAAGAGGUGGCCAUGCUCUUUGAGUUUUGCCCUGGCGGGCACCUUUUGAACCUCUUGGACAAGGCAGAGGGACGUUUGUCGGAGCGGGUCAUUUUGGAGACCAUGACGCAAAUCGUGGCAGGAGUGGCUGUGCUCCAUAGCUUCUCUCCACCGGUGCAGCAUCGGGACUUGAAGGUGGAAAACGUGCUCUUGGGUGCCGAUGGGCACUGGAAGCUAUUGGACUUUGGAUCCUGGAGUGAUGAGCGCUUGGAACCAGGAGCUCUGGACAAGCACGCCUUAUCACAACUGGAGGAACAAAUUGAGAAAUACACCACCAUGAUGUACAGGCCGCCUGAAAUGGUGGAUUUCUACUUGGAGUUUCCGAUCUGUCAGAAGGUGGACAUUUGGAUGAUCGGAUGCAUUCUGUAUACCUUGAUGUUUUACAGGCAUCCGUUCCAAGAUGAGUCCACUUUGGCCAUCGCCAAUGCCAGAUACGUGUGGCCGUCCAACCCUGAAUACCCUGAUCAUCUACGAGAUCUGACCCAUUGGCUGUUGGCUCGGGAUCCAGAAGAUCGACCGGAUGCCGAGCUGCUGCUGGACAUCUUGGGCAGUUUUUCCUCAGCGGAAGCACCACCGGUGCUGCCUUUGCCGAAAGCGGUGCAAGAACAGUGCGAGAAGCUGCGGCGCCUCUACGGAGAGGGAAGGACCGGCAACAGCCCUGCCAGCCGAGUGCAGAGCCCCUGCGCACGAAGUCAGGAAAAUGGCGAAGAAGAGAGGAGGAGGUCAAGGCAGAAGAAGGGACGACAGAAUUCCAAGAAGCGGACAGAAGAGAUUUGGGCGCAGGCAGACAGCGCAUGGCCCGCUACCAGCGUUGCGGUGCCUGAGCCCAGCAGCAGUUGGGCAGCCUUUGGUGUUCAGGAGACGGAGCAUGACGCACCAUCCCCCUGGCGCACCAAGUCUACCUGGCCUUCAGAGGGUGUGGCGGGGGACGACCUGGCUGCAGCCUAUGGGGGCCAGGGUGGCUUUGAGGCAGAGGAGGUUGGCCAGUCCUCUUGGAGUUUCUCAACGCAUGCAACUUCUAGUGGCUCUCAAUCUCCACGACGUGAGCGGCGGCCGCAACGAGAUCCAGACACGGACGCCUUUGCUGCGUGGCCCGAAGUGAGAGAAGAGGCUUCACUAUGGCCGGCACCACCCCUUGAAACCACCGAGAGGUCUGUUUCGAGUGGGCCAUGGCCGACGUCGGACAGACGAGCUGGGAGUCCUCAUCAAAAUCCUUGGCAGGGAAGUCCUUCCCACAGUCCAAGGGGGCCACAGGUAGCGACAGCCUGGCCCCCUAGCGGCACUGGCGCCUUUCCGUUCCCGUCGCCUUGGGACAGCACACCUGUGGCCAGUCCCAGGAGUUCGGAGAGGGAGAUGCCUGGGUCGCCAGGGGCGUCAGGUGCCCAAGCUGUCGCAUCUACUUGGCCCAGUGCUGCGCUGGCAUGGCCAGAUGAUUCAGGCGCUGGUGCUGACAACUUUUGGGGAACUGCUAAGAAGGCAACACCGUGGACAAGAUCGUCCGAGGGCGAGAGCCCUGUGGCCCAAAGCUUUCCAUGGCCCGUGCGGAUUGAGGCCCCUUCCGCUGCACCUGAAAGUCCUGCUGCAUCAGCAUGGCCUCCAAGGCCAUCGCCCUGGGGCCCUUGCUAG
This is a messenger RNA of Cladocopium goreaui, 2007 nucleotides long. The record is from the annotation of a GenBank genome assembly. NCBI's taxonomy places the organism in Eukaryota, Dinophyceae, Suessiales, Symbiodiniaceae.